This is a messenger RNA of Syzygium oleosum, 1092 nucleotides long. Its product is annotated as SEC12-like protein 2. The coding region runs from base 13 to 987 and encodes 324 amino acids. Gene Ontology annotation, molecular function: protein binding; guanyl-nucleotide exchange factor activity; GTPase activator activity. The transcript has 8 exons. Lineage: Eukaryota; Viridiplantae; Streptophyta; Magnoliopsida; Myrtales; Myrtaceae. The record is from RefSeq and is a predicted model, not a curated record. Gene Ontology annotation, cellular component: endoplasmic reticulum membrane. Gene Ontology annotation, biological process: protein secretion.
UGUAAUGGAUGGAUGGGGUUGGAGGCAGUGUGCCGUGCCGGUCCAGUUCAAUGCUGGGAUUCAUUUGCAUUUUCAUGUUUCCUUUAUCGGAUAUGGCAUCCUCAUUUCCAGUGCAUCAUUCGUUUUACUGGGUCGCUAGUCUCAUUACUGGAUAUACUUCAGGUUGCUGAGCUCUGCACCGGUUCCGACUUGCCUUAUAGAAUCGCUGUUCACCCACAAGGAGAUGGUGUCGUCUGCACAUCACCGAAAGGCUGUAGAUUGUUUGAGUGGGAAAAUCCUGAAAAUGCUGAAGAUCAUAAAUUGGGCCUUAAGAUGUCAGUGAAAGUGCUCGGGCAGUUACAAAAUGCGGAACUACAGUUAGCAUUAGUAUUUAGCCAUGAUGGUUCUUUGCUUGCUGCUGGUGGCGAGGAUGGCAAGCUAAUGGUGUUUAACUGGCCCAGCAUGGACAUUAUUCUCAGUGUGGCCCAGGCUCAUUCUUCUCUGAAUGACCUUGCUUUCAGCCUCGAUGGAAAGUUCCUUGUCUCCUUGGGGGACUCUGGCCCCUGUCGAGUUUGGGAUCUAACUUCCUCAGUUGCCGUGGCAUCUCUGCCAAAAGAGAAUGACGAGACAUUCGGAUUUUGCAGAUUUUCUCAAAGCUGUGAUGGGACGCAGGUUUUGUAUGUCACUGCAUUCACAGGUCAAGGGGCAAGCAUUUUGACAUGGAACACAUCCUCUUGGAAGAGAAUUGGCUCCAAGCAUGUUGGUCGUGAUGCAGUUAGCGCAUUUAAUGUUUCAGCUGAUGGAAAACUCCUUGCAGCUUGCACGGGACAAGGCAUUGUUAUCUUAAAUUCAACUAGUAUGAAGACUCAGACUGUCAUGAAAAAAGCACAUCUUGGUUUUGUAACAGCAUUAACAUUCUCUCACGAUUCAAGGGCAGUUAUUUCAGUAUCCAUGGGCUCAAGUGCUAUGGUGAUAGACUUGAAUACUGGCGGUAUGAGACUUCUAUGAUAUCCUAACUUAUACAAAUAUGGCCUUGAAAGCCAAGGCAGUUUUGAAUAAUGAUUCUACAAGGUCAAACUUUUUGUUAUUGUCGUAAACGAAUGUUGUGAGAAA